AUGAGUCGACUCGGCGCAAGACUGCCGGAGAGGAUAAGGGCUUCUGACAUUGGACAUCUCUCCACGUCGCAGUAUAACGUUCGACCAGAGGCAGAGACAACAUCAUCGUCCACAGCACAAAGACCGACCGGGUCGCCUCGAGCCUGCGGCCGCCUCAGAAGCUCGAUGGCGGCCAGGCACGGCCACGCGGAGGCCGGAUCGGAUAUUCUUUGCGUCGCCGCCGCUGAACUCUUUUAUGUGCGGCGAAGCGCGCGGCGAGUUUCACGAAUCGUUGCCGAUGAAGGUGGAGGCUUCAGAGAAGCCGCCGCUCAUAGAACAGCUCAUGCCCAGUACCGCACGCCGCGCAUCACCGAGCACCCGUCGGACAUGAUCGUGGCGAAGAACGAGCCGGUGACGCUCAACUGCAAGGCGGAGGGCAAGCCCGAGCCGUCCAUCGAGUGGUUCAAGGACGGCGAGCCCGUGCGCACGUCUCCCUCGGACAACAAGUCGCACCGCGUGCUGCUGCCGGCCGGCUCGCUCUUCUUCCUGCGGGUGGUGCACGGCAAGAAGGAGCAGGACGGCGGCGUGUAUUGGUGCGUGGCGCGCAACACGGCCGGCCAAGCCGUCAGCCGCAACGCCACCCUCCAGGUCGCAGAAAGUUGUCGAGUUGAAUUGCAGGAGCCACAGGACAUGCGCUUCCGACAUGAUACCGUGUAG
This is a messenger RNA of Gryllus bimaculatus (two-spotted cricket), 696 nucleotides long. The record is from the annotation of a GenBank genome assembly. Lineage: Eukaryota; Metazoa; Arthropoda; Insecta; Orthoptera; Gryllidae.